AUGUCGGCCGACAACUCAGCCAAACGAGUCGACAACAAUGCAACGGCUACCGGGAUGAUUGAGGUCAUAGCUAACGAUCGUCUCGGUACCAGAGUGAGGGUCAAAUGCAGUAAAGAAGACACAGUAGGAGAUUUGAAGAAAUUAAUUGCUGCUCAAACCGGUACCCGAUUUGAAAAAAUUCGACUCAAAAGGGCUAACAGGGAAUUCAAGAACCAUAUCACGCUGUAUGAUUAUGAAAUUAACGACGGAACGUGUCUUGACCUAUACUAG
This is a messenger RNA of Puccinia triticina, 270 nucleotides long. RefSeq lists its product as uncharacterized. The transcript is spliced from 7 exons. Gene Ontology annotation, cellular component: cytoplasm; nucleus. Lineage: Eukaryota; Fungi; Basidiomycota; Pucciniomycetes; Pucciniales; Pucciniaceae. The record is from RefSeq and is a predicted model, not a curated record. The coding region runs from base 1 to 270 and encodes 89 amino acids. Gene Ontology annotation, biological process: mRNA splicing, via spliceosome; protein modification process. Gene Ontology annotation, molecular function: protein tag activity; protein binding.